This is a messenger RNA of Rubroshorea leprosula, 799 nucleotides long. Lineage: Eukaryota; Viridiplantae; Streptophyta; Magnoliopsida; Malvales; Dipterocarpaceae. The record is from the annotation of a GenBank genome assembly.
ACUACAAAAACAUUUACCUUUACCAACUCUACCAAAUUACCUUACCCAAACACUAGACCAUCAAACCCCUCUCCCAAACAUAUUAAGCCCCUUACCAGACAAGAGAUGGAGGAACAAAGGCGGAAAGGAUUAUGCUAUUGGUGUGAUGAAAAAUUCACCAAUGGUCACAAAUGCAAAAAUAUGCGGUUAUUUUCCAUUGAAGAUGUUGAGGGUGAUGAAGGAGAAGAAGGGGAAGUCUUUAAGGAAGCCAUAGAAGAACUUCCAGAUGACUCCAAUCCACACAUGUCUGUUCAUGCAUUAUCUGGAGGCAGCAUUGGAGCUUACCAUACAAUGAGGGUAACUGGAUAUGUGAAUAAGAAACCUAUUCACAUACUCAUUGAUUCUGGUAGUAUUCAUAACUUUUUAGAUGUUAACGUGGCAAAAAGGGUUGGCUGUAAAUUACAAGCUGUUGAGGCUUUGAAAGUUGAUGUAACUGAUGGAAGUUCAUUGGAAUGUGUCCAUUUGUGCCAAGAUUUUACUUGGUGGUUACAAGGUGACAUUUUGUGGAAUUUUAAGACUUUACGCAUGGAGUUUGCUGUCAAUGGACAAAAGUAUGUACUCAGGGGAUCCUCUCAGGUGUCUUUAAAGAUGGUUGGCAAUAAAGGCAUGGGUGUGGCACUUGGCAAAUUGAAGAAAAUAAGGUUGAAAACGCUUCCAAGAAGGUUUCAACUUGUCUUGAAUUAGAGAAAUUAUUAUUAGAGUAUGCUGAUCUCUUUGCAGAACCUAAAAGCCUUCCUCCCCAUAAAGUUCAUGAUCAUAA